UUAGAUCUACGAUUGAAAGCCCACCAUGAGGGUGCACGCACUUUAUUAUCUCUCCAAGUGCAGCGCCAACAUUUCGCGGCUCGUUAAAACAAUUCAAAUUUUCAUUACGAAGCCUCUGCAAAUUCAAACUAAAAUAUUAGAGCUCAAAACUCUCUCUCUCUCUCCCCCCUCAGUUUCAGAUCUGGUGGAUUUCUAACACAUCGAAAUUUCUUGCUUUCGCUAAUUCAAAGUUUCUGCAGAAAAAAUCUCCAGGUUAUUUUAAUUCAAAUUCCAUACCCUAUUAUUUCCUCCUUUUGUUAUUUUCAUUAAUUCUGGAGUGUCACAAGGAAUAUUUUAUGCUUCUUACUCAAAUUCUUCACGAAAGUUCCAUCCUUUUCCCUCAAAUUCAUGUACCCAAUUCACCAAUUAUGUUAGAAAAGCGUUUAAACGGUCAGUUGUAUUCGUGUUUUACAUGCGAAAAGCUUUACAUUUUCGCUUGAAUCUACAUGCCAAUUUGAGUAACCAUGGUGAGGGAGCAGAGGGUCGAGUCCUUCUAUUCGAGACUCCGUGAAUCGGCGACGGCGUCGUCUCAUUCUCCUCUGCUAAUAUUCCCGUCAACUUCAGACGUAGAUUCGCUCUGCGCACUCAAAAUCAUUUUCCAUGUUCUUGAAUCCGAUUCCGUCCGAUAUGCUUGCUAUCCCGUCUCUUCCUUCCAAGAAAUUCACAAAUAUGCGGGCUCUGAUCUGUUUUCAUCUGAUAACCCCGUUUCGAUCCUUUUGAUCAAUUGGGGUUGUCACCGGGACUUGAGAAAAGUCCUAAAUUUGGGUCCCGCAGCGCGGGUUUUUGUAGUCGAUAGCCACCGUCCGAUCCAUUUGCAUAAUCUGAGUGAGCAGAACGAUCGUGUGGUUGUUCUUUAUACUUUGGAUGAUGAGCACCAGGCUGAUUUGGCUUAUGAUUUCGAUGUUUCUGCCUUGGCUAAUGCAAGUCAGUUGAAUAGUGAUGAUGAAGUCGACGAGGAAUCGGAUAGCGAGGAUGAAAAUGACAGUGAGAGUGAAGAAGAGGAAGAGGGAGGUGGGUCGAGGAAGCGCAGGAGGGUUUCCCAAGGAAACGAAGAAGACCCAGUUCAGCUUUUUCGGAAACUGAAGAAGGAGUACUAUCAUAUGGGUACUUUCCAUGGUAAGCCUUCGGGGUGUUUGAUGUAUGAUUUGUCACAUUUGUUGAGGAAGAACACGAAUGAGUUGCUAUGGUUGGCUUGUGUCUCUUUAACGGAUCAGUUUGUUCAUGAGAGGUUAACUGAUGAGAGAUAUCAAGCUGGGGUAAUGGAGCUUGAGCAGCAUAUUAACAGUUCAGGGAAUUUGGAUGCGGUAACUUCGGUGACUCUUAAAGAUGGGACAAAAAUUCGAGUACCCAACUCAUCCAGAAUUGCAUAUGAAGAUGAACCAAGGCUAAUGCUGCUACAAGAAUGGAAUUUAUUCGAUUCGAUGCUAUGUUCUUCAUAUCUUGCAACUAAAUUGAAGACUUGGAGUGACAAUGGAAUGAAAAAGCUCAAGCUUCUUCUUGCUCGGAUGGGAUUCGCACUUGUUGAUUGCCAACAGAAGUUUCAGUACAUGAAUCUUGAAGUUAAAAGGAAGAUGAAAGAUGAGUUUGAGCGGUUUCUACCAGAGUAUGGGCUUACUGAUUUCUACUACCGGAGUUUUUUGCGGCUACAUAGUUAUAGCUCAAGGGUUUCUGCUGCAGAUGUUGUAUAUGGAGUUACUGCCCUGCUGGAGUCGUUUGUGAAAUCAGAUGGCUCUUGUGCUUCCAAGCAGUUUGGAGUGGCCUAUGAUGCCUUGUCAUUGAGUAAUCUUGACAAGCUGAAAUCUGGAAUGCAACAAGCUAUCAAGAUACAAAGGGCAAUCCUUAGACAAGGAAGUACAGCGAUAACUAAGAGCGGUUGCAUAAGAAGUGGAAGGAGAUUCCGGUGGGUUAAGCUUGAAGACUCAGUGGAUACAAAGCUGCUGGGGUACCCACAGGCCUUGACUAAGUUUUGUUAUUUUUUGAUGGAUGCUUUGCGGGAGAAGGGUGCUAGAAUGAAACCUUUGCUGUGUGCUUGCUUGUCACAAGAGCCAAAAAAGGUGCUGAUUGUUGGAGUUUGUGGGAAGCCUCGACUGGGAUCAGCUCAAGGAAAUGCAUUUGGAAUUGCAUUUAGAAAUGCAGCAGAGGAGAUUGGAGCAGAAUUCUUUCACGAGUUGUUUGAGUCAUCAUGGAUUGUUUUGGACUCAACUGCCGUCAACUCUUUUAUGGUAAAGUUGACUGAGAAGCUCUGAUGUAUAAAACUUAGACAUAAUUCUGCCUAACUCAACUACCCAGCUACUUUAAGCAAGUACGUUCUUUGUUUUUUCUCCUUUUUUUUUAACCGUUGUGGAAUGUCUGAGAAAAUUAAUAAAUUAUAUGCUAUAGUUUCUCUGUAUGAAAAAGUCAUCAUUCUUUUUUUUUACUCAUUUAACA
Ziziphus jujuba (common jujube) is the source of this 2466-nucleotide messenger RNA. RefSeq lists its product as uncharacterized. Gene Ontology annotation, molecular function: single-stranded DNA binding; chromatin binding; DNA replication origin binding. Gene Ontology annotation, biological process: double-strand break repair via break-induced replication; mitotic DNA replication preinitiation complex assembly; DNA replication initiation. The record is from RefSeq and is a predicted model, not a curated record. The transcript has a single exon. Bases 504 to 2285 code for a protein of 593 amino acids. Lineage: Eukaryota; Viridiplantae; Streptophyta; Magnoliopsida; Rosales; Rhamnaceae. Gene Ontology annotation, cellular component: DNA replication preinitiation complex.